Molecule: messenger RNA, 597 nt
Organism: Bacidia gigantensis
Lineage: Eukaryota; Fungi; Ascomycota; Lecanoromycetes; Lecanorales; Ramalinaceae
Exons: 1
Coding region: 1-597 (198 amino acids)
Biological process (GO): resolution of meiotic recombination intermediates; replication fork processing; DNA repair
Cellular component (GO): Fanconi anaemia nuclear complex; FANCM-MHF complex
Source: RefSeq, a predicted model, not a curated record
AUGUCUCCAACAAAUUUCAAUGCCGCGAAGCGCAAAGCGUCGACCGCAUUUAAGCCUCCCCGUCCUUCCAACAAGACUGCUCCAAAAUCCAAUACGAAACAAUCCGCUAACGGCCGACGUAAACACGAACGUGCCCCCCAGCUCAUCUCUUCCGACGACGAGGAUGAUGACGACGAUGACGAUGAAGAUGAUCACUUAAUGCAAUCAUCAGUUUCCGCACACUCCUCGAAUCGUGAGAAUUUGGACCAGCAGUCGGACUCUCAGCCAGACCCAACGCUCUCCUCAAGCAAUCCACCACCCACCAUUCCCCCAGCGUUGCUGACGAAACUGCUACAUCAUCAUUUCAAAGACAGAGAUGGCGUCAGUGCCGGAGAUGUGAGGAUAGGAAAGGACGCUAUGGCUGUUGUGGGAAAAUACAUAGAGACAUUUGUACGAGAGGCGAUCGCAAGGGCAGCGUUUGAAAGACAGGAAGAGAUUGAUCAACGCGUGGCCAAAGGUGGUAGGAGGGAGGUUGGCGACGACUUUCUGGAGGUUAGUAUCUGGUUGGGUUUUGAGGCAUUUGGAAGGCGCGAGCAGCUGAUGUGGUUAUUUGGUUAG